AGAGGUGAGAGCGGCGGCCCCGGAAGUGAUAGGGCCGGAGCGGCGCCGUCUCCGGUUCGGUGCGCACGAGGGGUUCCCGCGCGCGCCUGCCCGCCUCCCGCCGCGCGCCGCCGCCAUGAGCCUGCCCCUCAACCCCAAGCCCUUCCUGAACGGUCUGACGGGGAAGCCGGUGAUGGUGAAGCUGAAGUGGGGGAUGGAGUACAAGGGCUACCUGGUCUCCGUCGACGGCUACAUGAACAUGCAGCUCGCCAACACGGAGGAGUACAUCGACGGAGCGCUGUCCGGACACCUGGGCGAAGUUUUGAUAAGAUGCAAUAAUGUUUUGUACAUCAGAGGUGUGGAAGAAGAGGAAGAAGAUGGAGAAAUGAGAGAAUAGGUGUUUUGUAUAUCUGGAAAUAAACUUUUUUUUUUCUUUUGUUGUUUUUCCAUAA
Apus apus (common swift) is the source of this 431-nucleotide messenger RNA. It is a transcript of the gene SNRPF, whose product is annotated as small nuclear ribonucleoprotein polypeptide F. Gene Ontology annotation, cellular component: U1 snRNP; catalytic step 2 spliceosome. Lineage: Eukaryota; Metazoa; Chordata; Aves; Apodiformes; Apodidae. Bases 116 to 376 code for a protein of 86 amino acids. Gene Ontology annotation, molecular function: RNA binding. The transcript has 4 exons. The record is from RefSeq and is a predicted model, not a curated record. Gene Ontology annotation, biological process: spliceosomal snRNP assembly; mRNA splicing, via spliceosome.